Messenger RNA from Caenorhabditis briggsae, 1218 nucleotides. Bases 1 to 1218 code for a protein of 405 amino acids. The transcript has 6 exons. Lineage: Eukaryota; Metazoa; Nematoda; Chromadorea; Rhabditida; Rhabditidae. The record is from RefSeq and is a predicted model, not a curated record.
AUGGAUUUAGAAAACGAGAGAGAAACAUUUUGGAAGUAUUCUUUAGAUACUUUGAAAUAUUACUACAACUUUUUCCUGAUGACCACAAAAGGUAGAGUUGUCGCUGGUGCGGUAUUUGUGGCUAUCGGUUGUUAUAAAUUUUCUCAAUGGAAACAUCGUGAGAAUCAUCGUGAUAUUUCUGCAAUCAGAAAAACACCCUUAGAAAAUAACCUCAAUCAUGAAAAUGAUAAUUUUCAAAGGCUUCUUGAAAAUCAGAAGAAAGAAAUGGAGAAGGAAGAACAAGAAGAAAAUGAAAGGAGAAGAAUAGCGUUGGAUCAAAGGAUGGCUGAGAGACGGCAGAAUCUUCAGAAAGCGAUACUGGAAAUGGCUGCGAAUGAUGAAGAAAAUCAUAGAAAGUUUAUGAAAUUGAAGGAGGAAAAUGAGGAAAGAUUAAGCAAAAUUAUGCAGCAGAAUAAGAGAGAUCAGGCUGUCAAGAAUGCAAUUGCGAACCUUGAGAUUGAUCAACUUAGAAGUCAAGGAAAACGGGAAGUGGAAGCAAUUCAAACGGAGAGAUUGAGGGCACGAGAAAUUCAUCAACGGAAUUCGGAAAGGUUGGAUGAGGAAUUUGAAGCUGACAGGAGAAAUUUCGAAUUGAAAGAACAACAACGAAAAGAAGAACUUCAACGAGAAAAAGAAAGGGCUGAGCAACGAAAACGUGAAAUCGAGGAUCAACUGGAGAAAGACCUGGAAGAAUUGAGGAGAAGAGGACAACAGAGAAGAGCAGAAAUGGAGGAAUAUCUCUAUCAAAUUCAAAGGGCUCUCCAAAUGAAAGUUUGGAAUCAAAUCAUUGAAUCAAAUUGGGCAAACCGAUUGAAUGCUUUGAGGUCGUCAUUUCAAGACAUUCAAAAGUCAUACAAUCAAAUGAAACGUGUUAGGGAUGAGUCAAAUUUGGAUACUAGCAAAUUGUUGUCAGCAAUUUCUCAGCAGAAGGAGUUGAUGGAAAACGAGGCAAUCGAGAUGGAUAAAUUGUACAAUGAGCAUGGAAAAACAUUUUUAUUGGACAUCAAGGAUUCCGUAAUCGACGUUAAAGAAGAGUGUAACAGACUUAUUUACGUUUUGAAGAAUGAGCCUUCUAACACUUCUCGGAUUGAAGAAUGCUUCUCCGUGCUAUCAGCAGUCACGAAUUCAAUUCCAACGUUGGCUGAAUUGAAGUCUCGAAAUGAAGAAUCUAUGAAAUAA